GACUGUACUUUGCCCCGGACUUUGAACUCUCUGUUCUCUGGUUCCUGAUUUAAACAACAAGCAUUACUAAAGUUUUCUGUUAUCGGAUACCUGUUAUAUUAAAUAUGGACGAGGAAAUAACCGCUGUCCGGGAGCAGCAUCAGUUCAACAUCGCGAAUUUACAGAAAUAUUUGUCGGAUAAACUACGGGACAUAAACAGCGAUACAUUCAUUGUCAAGCAGUAUGGAAAAGGACAGUCCAACCCCACAUUUCUUCUGCAGACGUCUAAACGGAGAUACGUCCUCAGAAAGAAACCUCCGGGGGAGCUGCUUCCUGGAGCUCACAAGGUGGACAGGGAGUAUCGCGUGCAGAAGGCCUUGUUUGAAACGGGGUUUCCCGUACCGGAGCCCCUGCUCUUCUGCGCAGACCAGUCGGUUAUCGGCACUGAGUUCUACGUCAUGGAGCACGUGCAGGGCCGCAUUUUCAGAGACAUCCGGCUGCCUGGGCUGAGUGUGGCGGAGCAGGUGGCUCUGUACGUGGCCGCCGCUGAGGUCUUGGCCAAGCUGCAUUCCCUGGACCUGGCCGCCCUGGGGCUUGGAGACUACGGAAGAGGUCCUGGCUACUGCAAGAGACAGGUGUCCACCUGGACGAAACAGUACAGAGCCUCCAGCCACAGGGACGUCCCGGCUAUGGAUCGGCUGUCCGAUUGGCUCAUGAAUAAUUUGCCGACCAAUGACAGUGAAGUCACGCUCGUCCACGGGGACUUCCGGUUGGACAACCUCGUCUUUCAUCCCACCGAGGCCCGUGUGCUGGCGGUGCUGGACUGGGAGCUCUCCACCACUGGCCAGCCCCUGGCGGACCUGGCCUACUUCCUCAUGCCCUUUUACUGGCCCAGUCACUUCAGCAUCCUCGAUUCUAUGGGAGGUCUCGGGGGAGCGGAAGGUAGCCCCUCCCCCACGGACCUUGCUGCUGUGUACAGCCGUUGCCGAGGGAUACCGCCCUCUCUCCCCCAGUGGAAUUUCUUUCUGGCCCUCGCCAUGUUCAAGAUGGCGGGCAUAGCUCAGGGCAUCUAUGCCCGCUUCCUGCUGGGGAACGCCAGCGCCGCCGACGCCCACAAGUUUGGCCAGAGCGUGGAGCCGCUGGCAGAAGCGGGGCUGCGGAUUGCUGAGGGCACCGAGACGUCCGCCCCCCCCACGUCCCUGGCCGGCCGCGAGCAGCUCUUCCAGAUGACCCCCAAGGGCCGGGCCGUGCUCCACCAGGUCCAGCAGUUCAUGAAGCAGCACGUGUUCCCCGCUCAGCAGGAAGUGGCAGAGUUCUACGUGAAGAACGCUGGCUCUCAGGCAAGGUGGCGGACGCCUCCCAUCAUGGAGGAGCUGAAGACUCGGGCUCGGGCCGCUGGGCUCUGGAACCUGUUCCUGCCCGCCGUCAGCGGCCUGAGUCAGCUGGACUACGCCCACAUCGCCGAGGAGACCGGCCGCUGCUUCUUCGCUCCGGAGGUCUUCAACUGUCAAGCCCCUGGUUGGUUAUGCGUAAUUCAUUUCAUUGGCAAGGCCUGUGUCUUAAUACAAAUGAGACCCCUCCCCUCCACCGCUUGUUCCACAGAACCUGACGUGUCCUCAAGUGAUGCCACCAACAUCAGGUGCAGCCUGCGGCGGGCCGGAGACCAGUACAUCAUCAGUGGGAGGAAGUGGUGGAGCAGCGGUGCUGGCAACCCCAACUGUAAGAUCGCCAUUGUCCUGUGCCAGAGCGAGUCACAUGGUGCCAGGAACAGGCAUAAGCAGCACAGCAUGGUUCUGGUCCCACUGGACACAGCAGGCGUGGAGCUGGUCCGGCCGCUGACGGUGUUCGGAGAGGAUGACGCCAUCCACGGCGGCCAUUUUGAGAUCAACUUCAACGACGUGCGAGUUCCUGUGUCCAGCAUCGUUUUAGGCGAGGGGCGGGGCUUCGAGAUCGCCCAGGCCCGCCUGGGCCCGGGCCGGCUGCACCACUGCAUGCGGGCCGUGGGGCUGGCUGAGACCGCCCUGGAGCUCAUGUGCCAGCGGGCGGCGCAGCGGAGCACGUUCGGGAAGAGGCUGUACCAACACGAGGUAAUCGCGCACUGGAUCGCGGAGUGCCGCAUCGCCAUUGAGCAGACGCGGCUGCUGACCCUCCACGCCGCCCACUGCUUGGACGUCAGCGGCAGCAAGGAAGCCAGAAAGCAGAUCGCCAUGAUCAAGGUGGCCGCUGGAAGGAUGUCCUGCAGGGUGGUGGACUGUGCCAUUCAGGUGCACGGGGGGGCCGGACUGUCAGCGGACUUCCCCUUGGCUCAGAUGUACGCGUAUGUGCGGACUCUGCGCAUCGCGGAUGGGCCCGAUGAGGUCCACCUCUCCUCCAUCGCCCGCAUGGAGCUGAAGGACCAGCUGAGCAAACUCCCCGCCAAGCUGUGACUCUGCAUUGCUUUAAUACUCCCGAUGUGCAGUAAUAUGCCUGGAAAUGUCAGUACCUGAGUCCUGGGAGGGAGUAGGAAUAAGGGCAGUUCCUCCCCCCCCUCAUUUGAAAGUGCUGCAAGUAAAAGGCAAGCACAGGGUUACCCAGGGAAAAGCGCAUGUGUAUGCGGUAUACUGGAAUGGGUCUUCUCUAUCGCCCUCUGCUGUUCGGAGUUCAGAAGCUCAGAUUUGUUCUCUCAAGCCGAACUGAAGUUUUUGGCAUUUUGGCAGUAGUGGGUACGUGGAUCACCAGGAAAUUUCACUACAGUUGGUAGCAACUAUGUGCAUAAAUCACCGCUGGCAACAGCUGCUUGCAAAACUAAUGAUUCCUAAUGAGCCUUUAAAAACAUUUGGUGAACAUGUAGCAUAAUGCAUAAUGUAUGCGGACUAAAGUGGUCCUGUGAUUAAAAUCCCCGGAUGCCUGUGGGGCGGCGGGCCGUGUGCUACUGGGAAACCUCUAAUGGUUUGCUGCUCCACGCUCCUCCCCAUGCUGCCUCCAGUUUGUUCUGUUUCUUGGUAAAUUAUGGAGCUUUGUAAUCGUGUCACUGGGAUUAUUGGAGUAUAACCAAAUAAUAAUAAUAAAAAACCACUUCUGAUAGAUAAAAGAAAGCGAAAUUAUUCCAGACUCUCAAAUGAGCAGUACUGGGAAUGCACCCUUUUCUGUAUAGCUUAUGCUGCGGAAGCCACUGGUCUCCAUCACCAUAGAUAAACACAUGGUAUUCCUAGUCAUUCUGGUCGCGUUUCAGUUCGAGUGCCUUAUCUAGGACGCUCAGAUGUUUGCUGCAUGUUUAUGUCCAA
Molecule: messenger RNA, 3242 nt
Organism: Paramormyrops kingsleyae
Lineage: Eukaryota; Metazoa; Chordata; Actinopteri; Osteoglossiformes; Mormyridae
Source: RefSeq, a predicted model, not a curated record